Alternaria triticimaculans is the source of this 573-nucleotide messenger RNA. RefSeq lists its product as uncharacterized. The transcript has 2 exons. The coding region runs from base 1 to 573 and encodes 190 amino acids. NCBI's taxonomy places the organism in Eukaryota, Fungi, Ascomycota, Dothideomycetes, Pleosporales, Pleosporaceae. The record is from RefSeq and is a predicted model, not a curated record.
AUGGAGCUGAUCGACUCUGAUGACCAGGACUUUGGUCCACCCUCUCCCCCCAGUUUCAACAACCUCGGUAAGCGCAGCAAGGAGCUCAUGAUUGCGAAUGCCCUAUCGGAUCGACUCGAUUCGGCAAGAACGGUCAAGCGCCUUAAGUUCACCAGCAAGAACCCUCAGCAGGAGUCUCAGACGCAGCUCUGGCAUGAGAGAUUGACGGCAUUCAGAAGUGAGACUCUGUGCAUCGCCGACGCUGAGUCCACAAUGCCAACUGCGCGAGAUAUAGAGCGGUUCAUAAGCUGUAUUUACAAGUAUAUGAAGCCAAACGGUGGCGGUCUCGUCGCCGUGGGCUCUAUAAAGCGCGGCAUAGAGCACACAAUGAAGGCGACCACAUUCUACUUUGCCGACUUCAAAUCGUCGCGCCGUGACAGCAUGCGCAUCGAUUCGCUGCUGCAGACAAUGGUGCUCAAAGACCAGCUCACGAACGAUGCUAAGCGGGAGAAGCAGUGGAUCGGAGCGUACACGGUCGCUCGACUGGUCGACAUCACUUACCGUGAUUCACUGGACAACGGAACUAAGAACUAG